AUGCGUUCCCGCACAGGAGGGCCUGCGGAAGGGAGGAUUGACGAGCCCUGGCGCGGAGCCAGCGCGGAGGUUGUCCCCUCCCCCGCCCCAGGCCCGCGGGGCUGCGCGCAGUCUAGCAUCGACUUUAGGGGGCGGUGUCUUCGGGAUGGAAGGACUGCCAAGAGGGAGGAGGAAGGGGAGAGGAGGUGGAGACUCCUUUCAUCACCGGCUAUAAAGGAACGGCCCGGGGUGCCCGGUUCUUGCACUCGCUGGAAAGACGCUCAGAGCCAGGGGCCACUCCAAAGCCAAGUCGCGCUGAAGGGCCGAGAGGACAGAGCCCUGCGCAGAGGCAGCAGCUCCGUGGGCGAGGCGGAGGCCGAAGAGGGGCUCCAGGCACCGAUCCUCGCGUGGCCCGGUGCCCCCAGCCCCGGAGGCGUCCCAAGGCGCUUCUUGUCCCCGCAGGAGCCAUCCUGCCAGCGCUUGCUGAGCGGUUGCCUCCAACUCUGCGCUAGAAGAAAAACUUCCCGCUCGCAGGCAGAACUGCAGCGCCUCCUCCCAAGUGACUCCGGGAGCCCUGUCUGCGGUCGGCUCUGCGCGUACUUUCAAAGAAUAAUAUGCGGGCAGUCUCGGGGCUCGCAGUCUGCGCCAGUGCUGCUGCUGCUCGCGGCGGCCGCAGCGCUGCUGGCUGUGCCGGGCGCGCACGGGCGCCCGGAGGAAGACGAGGAGCUGGUGCCGGCAGUGGAGCGCCGCUCGGGACACAGGACCGCGCACCUCCGCCUAGACGCCUUUGGGCAGCUGAGCCUGGAGCUGCAGCCGGACCGCGGCUUCCUGGCUCACGGCUUCACGCUCCAGACCGUGGGACGCAAACCCGGCCGAGGCGCUGCAUCUGGACCAGGUUGGCGACUGGCGCACUGCUUCUACUCCGGCACCGUGAACGGCGACCCCAGCUCGGCUGCGGCUCUCAGCCUCUGAGGCGUGCGCGGCGCCUUCUACCUGCAGGGAGAGGAGUACUUCAUCCAACCCGCGCCUGCCGCCGCCACGGUGCGCUUAGCCCCCGCCGCCGCGGGGAGGAGCCCACCGACACAGCCCCAGUUCCAUCUCCUGCGGCGGAGGCGGCGGGGCGGUGGCGGCGCCAAGUGCGGGGUUACAGACGACGAAACUCCACUCUCGAGGGGCGCAGGGCCAGAGGGCGAGGACGCCGGGGCGCAGUGGCGGCCGAGGGACCCGGCGCCUCCGCGCGCGGGGCAGCCAACAGGAAGUGGAAGCAUAAGAAAGAAGCGAUUUGUGUCCAGCCCCCGUUAUGUGGAAACCAUGCUUGUGGCCGACCAGUCGAUGGCAGAGUUCCACGGUAGUGGCCUAAAGCACUACCUUCUCACCUUGUUCUCGGUGGCAGCCAGGUUGUACAAACACCCCAGCAUUCGGAAUUCGGUUAGCCUGGUGGUAGUGAAGAUUCUAGUCAUCUAUGAGGAACAGAAGGGGCCAGAAGUGACUUCCAAUGCUGCCCUCACUCUGCACUUCUGCAACUGGCAAAAGCAGCAACCACCCAGUGACCGAGAUGCCGAGCACUAUGACACAGCGAUUCUUUCACCAGACAGGACCUGUGUGGACCCAGACAUGUGAUACCUUGGGAUGGCUGAUGUGGAACUAUAGUGUGACCCCAGCAGAAGCUGCUCCGUAGAAGAUGAUGGUUUACAAGCUGCCUUCACCACAGCCCAUGAAUUAGGCCACGUGUUUAACAUGCCACACGAUGAUGCGAAGCAGUGUGCCAACAUCAAUGGUGUCAGCCGGGAUUCUCAUAUGAUGGCGUCAAUGCUUUCCAACUUGGACCACAGCCAGCCCUGGUCUCCCUGCAGUGCCUACAUGAUUACCUCAUUUCUGGAUAAUGGUCAUGGGGAAUGUUUGAUGGACAAGCCUCAGAGCCCCAUGCAGCUCCCCUCCGAUCUUCCUGGGACCUUGUAUGAUGCCAACAGGCAGUGCCAAUUUACAUUUGGAGAGGAGUCCAAACACUGCCCGGAUGCGGCCAGCACGUGCACGACUCUCUGGUGCACAGGCACUUCGGGCGGGUUGCUGGUGUGCCAAACCAAACACUUCCCUUGGGCAGACGGCACCAGCUGUGGAGAAGGGAAAUGGUGUGUCAACGGCAAGUGUGUGAACAAGACCGACAAGAAGCAUUUUGAUACUCCUGUUCAUGGAAGCUGGGGCCAUGGGGACCCUGGGAACUGUUCGAGAACGUGUGGUGGAGGAGUUCAGUAUACCAUGAGGGAAUGUGACAACCGUCCCAAGAACGGCGGGAAGUACUGUGAAGGCAAGCGCGUGCGCUACAGGUCAUGUAACAUCGAGGACUGUCCAGAUAAUAAUGGAAAAACCUUUAGAGAGGAACAAUGUGAGGCACACAAUGAGUUCUCUAAAGCUUCCUUUGGAAGCGGCCCAGCGAUGGAGUGGACACCCAAGUAUGCUGGAGUCUCACCAAAGGACAGGUGCAAGCUCAUCUGUCAAGCCAAAAGCAUUGGCUACUUCUUCGUUUUGCAGCCCAAGGUGGUAGAUGGUACCCCAUGUAGCCCAGAUUCCACCUCCGUCUGCGUGCAAGGACAGUGUGUAAAAGCUGGUUGUGAUCGCAUCAUAGACUAAAAGAAGUUUGAUAAAUGUGGAAUUUGUGGAGGAAAUGGAUCUACAUGCAAGAAAGUAUCAGGAUCGGUUACUAGUGCAAAACCUGGAUAUCAUGAUAUCGUCACAAUUCCCACUGGAGCUACAAACAUUGAAGUGAAACCGAAUCAGAGGGGAUCCAGAAAUACUGGAAGCUUCCUUGCCAUCAAAGCCGCCGAUGGCACAUACAUCCUGAAUGGCGACUUCACUUUGUCCACUUUAGAGCAAGACAUCACAUACAAAGGGAGUGUCUUGAGGUACAGUGGCUCCUCUGCCACCUUGGAAAGAAUCCGCAGCUUCAGCCCUCUCAAAGAGCCCUUAACCUUCCAGGUCCUUACAGUGGGCAAUGUCAUUCGGCCUAAAAUUAAAUACACCUACUUCGUGAAGAAGAAGAAGGAAUCUUUCAAUGCCAUCCCUACUUUUUCAGAAUGGGUCAUUGAAGAGUGGGGGGAAUGUUCCAAGUCGUGUGGACUGGGUUGGCAGAGGAGAUUGGUAGAGUGCCGAGACCUCAAUGGGCAGCCUGCCUCAGAGUGCGCAAAGGAAGUGAAGCCAGCCAGCAGCCGACCCUGCGCAGACCUGCCCUGCCCCCACUGGCAGCUGGGGGAUUGGUCGCCAUGUUCCAAGACUUGCGGGAAGGGUUACAAAAAGAGAACCUUGCAGUGUCUGUCGCAUGACGGGGGGGUGUUGGCUCCUGAGAGCUGCGAUCCGUUAAAGAAACCUAAACAUUACAUAGACUUUUGCACGAUGGAAGAAUGCAGUUAAGCAGGGUCAGUGUUGAAGGCAAGAUGAGGGGAAGAAGGGCUGAGGCACUGAAAUCCAGAAGGCUGGAGGGAUCCAGUGUAACUUGUUGGUGAACGACAAGGUAUAUCGAUGAGUUCCGAGUGUAGUGGUAGGUAGAAGAGAAGUUAGAUCAUCAGAAUAUCCUGCCAGUUACAAAUUUGAUAGGGUAGUUCAAAUGAUUACUAAUCUCUGAGGAAAGAUAUAGCAUGAUAAAGCCCCAGGGCAAUUAGUAUUCCUAUUAUUAUUUGUUACAUCUUGACAUGCUUUUAAAAUACAUUAUGACAUGUUUUUUUUUUUUUUAAAAAAAGUAGGAACAAUUGUCAAAUAAGUUUAAGACAUAUUAGAAUCCCUAUUUCCUGGUACUGAUUAAAUACUUUGUAUCGUGGGGGUUUGGGAAAUGCAAAGCAGGAGAAAGAUGAGAUGUUAGUUUAAGGAAUGGCUUACUUUACCUCACUAAACAAUGGAGGAAGAAAGGAGUACAAUUACGAGCUUUGGCCAGCGCUCUUUAUGGCUGCUGUGGUUUCACAGAAGAUUUUAUGCCAUCCUUUCUUCUGAGGGUUAAGAGUUCAAGAAUUCUUUUGAGGAAUGUUUAGCAACAUCAAAUGACUCCAUCUUUACCUUUCUGUGCUAGUCUUAUGUUCUUAUGUGAAUUCAUGUUGACAAAGAAAAAAUCCCAUGUAUUUGUAAAACUGCAUUAAGUCUACAAGGGGGAAAAAGAAAAAGCAGCCAUAUAUCUGGUGCUGGUAAAAACUACGGGAGGUAUCACGAGCUCGGUCCCUCCUACCUUUCUUUCCUCCUUGUGUAAGCCUACUUUAGGAAUGUGGAUAUGAAGACAGAGUUCGAAUCUCCAGAAAGUCAGCAAGAUCACUGAAAAAGGAUAUAAUGCCAGAACAAGAAUGGGGUGUGCAGAAGCAGGUCCCCAGUGUUUGAGGACAGUGAGGUCAUUUGUCUCGUGGGGAGGCUACUGAGGGGUAGCAGGUCCAUCCCCAGCAGCUGGUCCAACAGUCAUAUCCUGGUGAAUGUCUGUUCAGCUCUUCUACUAUGAAAGAGAAUGAAUUUUUCCAUAUGUAUAUAGUAAAAUAUGUUACUAUAAAUUCUAUGUACUUUAUAAGUACUGGUUGUGUGUUCCUUCUAAGAAGGACUAUAGUAUGUAAUAAAUGCCUAUAAUAACAUAUUUAUUUUUAUACAUUUCUUUCUAAUGAUAAAACUUUUAAGUUAUAUCGUGAUUGUAAAAAGGGCAUAUAAAAAUAGAGUAUUUAUACAAUAUAUGUUACUAGAAAUAAUAAAA
Rhinolophus ferrumequinum (greater horseshoe bat) is the source of this 4690-nucleotide messenger RNA. RefSeq names its product ADAM metallopeptidase with thrombospondin type 1 motif 1 (gene ADAMTS1). The record is from RefSeq and is a predicted model, not a curated record. NCBI's taxonomy places the organism in Eukaryota, Metazoa, Chordata, Mammalia, Chiroptera, Rhinolophidae. Gene Ontology annotation, biological process: proteolysis; extracellular matrix organization. Gene Ontology annotation, cellular component: extracellular matrix. Gene Ontology annotation, molecular function: zinc ion binding; metalloendopeptidase activity.